AGGGGGCGCUUCUUGUUCAGUCUCGUUAAAUAAAGAAUCCAAGUUAAAGUAAAGAGGGAGGGAGAAUAGCAGAAAAUCGCUCGCAAAAUCUGAUAUCUGAGUGCGUGGGAGGCUUGAAAUUGAAUGGCUUCUGGCACAGAGAGUGACGAAACAGCCGAUACUCCACCCUUGACAAAUACCAUAUACAAGGACCCAGAUGACGGCCGACAACGCUUCUUGCUUGAAUUGGAAUUCGUCCAAUGUCUUGCAAAUCCCACCUACAUUCACUAUUUGGCUCAAAAUCGUUAUUUUGAAGAUGAGGCGUUCAUUGGGUACUUGAAAUAUCUUCAAUAUUGGCAGCGUCCUGAGUAUACGAAAUUUAUAAUGUAUCCUCAUUGCCUAUUUUUUCUUGAGCAACUUCAAAAUGCCAACUUUCGCAACGCAAUGGCCCAUCCUGUUAACAAGGAAUUGGCACAUAGGCAGCAAUUCUACUUUUGGAAGAACUAUAGGAACAACCGUUUGAAACAUAUAUUACCGAGACCCCUUCCUGAACCUGUUGCUGCACCUCCUACUCCUGCUCCACCUCAGCAACCUGUGCCUCCUGUGCCAGCUACAACUGUUUCGGUGACAGCAAAUGCUCCAGCCCCUUCUCCUAUGCAGUAUGCUGUUCCCCCUGGGUCUGCUCUUGCAAAAAACGAAGCAAGGAAUAGUGGGGUUGAUCGAAGAAAGAGGAAGAAAGAAGGUUAACUUGACAGUAUCAUACAUAAUAACAGCAAUGGAAAAUAUAUCAGGUGAGGAGAAUGGUCAAGAACUGAAGGUGCAGGACUUUCCAUCUUUCAGAGAGAUUUUGACAUUAUAAUGUUAGUUCCUUUGAGACACUUUAUGAGCACACGUGGGAGUUCGUGAGACUGUGACCAUAGCACAAAACUUUUAGAAGAUCAUCUGGUAGUUAUCUUUGUACUGUAUUUUAUACCUCGUAAGUUGUAAGAUUGCCUACUUAUGGUUGGAAUAGAUUGCUUGGAGGAUAAUUUAUUUCCUCGAAUAGUUUUGAUUUCGUUGAGGUGCCUAACUCAAAAAUGUCCUUUGAUUGUGUUGUCAAUCAA
Prunus mume (Japanese apricot) is the source of this 1082-nucleotide messenger RNA. NCBI's taxonomy places the organism in Eukaryota, Viridiplantae, Streptophyta, Magnoliopsida, Rosales, Rosaceae. The record is from RefSeq and is a predicted model, not a curated record.